Molecule: messenger RNA, 2688 nt
Organism: Bombus pascuorum
Lineage: Eukaryota; Metazoa; Arthropoda; Insecta; Hymenoptera; Apidae
Product: LDL receptor repeat-containing protein egg-1-like
Exons: 9
Coding region: 282-2534 (750 amino acids)
Cellular component (GO): plasma membrane
Molecular function (GO): protein binding
Source: RefSeq, a predicted model, not a curated record
UCGCGCGUCAUUCACAGUGCGCGCGGCAUUUGGUGCGUAACCGUCGAUGCGUGGUAAGUGCGCGCUGAAUACGGCUACACGUUGUUGGAGUGGAAACGCGCGUGGGAUCAACAUGUGACGUUUUAUGGAUGUGAACAGUAACGAUGAUCGACGAGUUACCGAUCGAUUAGCCCAGUGGAUUCGAAACUUCAUCAAAGUAUUUAGAAUAUGCUGCCUUGCCUUUAUCCUCUCCACUGAGAGAUCACUUUCGGGGAAUAUGAGAUUAUCGUGAUAAACCAAAGAUGGAGAACCAAGGUUUCGAGGAGGAGUUUCAGCAGCCAAGAAGCGAAGAAACGCCGAUAUCUUCGCGAGAGUUUCGCCACGAUUCGCAUACGAUCUCGUUCGAUACGUCUGGAAACGAGCUAUUGCCCGAUGACCCGGUGUCGAACGCGGAUGGCCACGUGUACGAGGACAUUCUGCCCGGUGUAGAGAAUCCCUGGAAGCAUUCCGGAGUUAUGAGCGGCCAGGAUGAAGCUCUUCGGCGACCUUUGAACACGAUCGAAUACGUUUGCGAAAGCGCUACGACGAGAUCAUUGGAUAGAGAAGAGAUCGCUGGAACGUUCCGUCGUAAUUUAACGUUACCGUUUCGACGUGGCACCGGGUUGGAUUCUUCCCUUGGUAGCUGCUCCAUUCGUGGCACGAGUGGAAAGAGAAUCGACGAUCGCCGAGAGGAUACGGAAGUCGCGACGUGGAAUGCCGGUAUCGUCGCCUUCACCGAUGACGCUUUCUCGUCUCGAGCGCAGUCUGUCGCGCUCCAAUCCGAAUACAGACCCAGUAAAAAGCGCAGGAAGAAGGAUUGCAAGCAUUGUCGAAGCAAAGCUGCCGCGUCUAGCAAUGACCAACACCACCAAGUCGUUGACGAAGAGAGCGAAACGAUUCUGAGAAAAAACAGGAACAACGAGCAACAGCAGCGUCUGCAAAUAUCGGGUUCGAACGAUUCGCAAACUAUCCUCGAUCCACGCAAUUUCACCAUGCUACCUGUGUGCUGCCCGAACAGAGAGCCGGACGAGUUCGCGAUGCCGGCUACCAAUUCACCCUCGAUAUUCACGAUUUCUGAGAAAGUCGGCGGAUCCCCAGCGAGCACGGUGGAGCUGAUCAGAAACGAGCGAAGCGGUUGCGCAAAUCUCGUCAAUUUGGCGGAGAUCAACGAGGACAACGCUUUGAUCGGCUCGGGAAAGAACCGGCCGGGUAUGAGAGUGAAUUCCAUAUAUUCGCAGGAUCGUUGGUACGCCAAGGGGACGUCGAUGCUUUUCACUGACGCCAAGGAACACAGUUCGUUUCAGAGGGCCUACUCCCUCCCAGUGCGAACGCAAACCCCGUCUUCCCAAAAUCGCAUCAACCUGCGACGAAGUGUCAGAGGAGAACCACCCCCGCAUCCGGCCAGACUUCGAAAGCACAGACACGGCUGGACUCUGCAUCUGGCGCAUCCUCUCAAGGCUUCCGGGUGUACCAGACCCCUCGUUCUUCUGCUGAUCGCGUUGCUGCUACUUUUAGGAAUAGGUGCUGUUGCUCUGUACAUCGCGUUUGCAGAACCCGAGAAGCUGCAAAUCAUACAACAGUACCUGAAGUCGUCGACGAACGACUCGUCGUCGAACGACGACGUGUUAGUCGCGGGAACGUUUCUACGUCGAUCGAACAGCGAACAAGAACAGAACGACGCGUCGGCCGUGUCAUCGACAACACCGAUGCAGCCCUCGGCCACUAGCACCCUCGCUGCAAGUAUUCUUUUAAACGGUGGCUCGUCAUUUCCGGAGAGUCGCGCUCCGCCAGCGUCGGAAGCGGAAACGGAAGCUACGAGCCCGUCCAGCCUCAACUCUACCAGAUACUGCGACGACUGUCUGCCAGAGGAGGUUUGCGUUGCUCUCGUCGACGAAGAAGCACCGACUUGCAGGAUCCCUCUCGAUCCCAAAGAUCCAACCGGAUGUGCCGGUUUUUGUCUCAUCAACAAACAAAAGUGUCAUCGUCUCGAUGUCGACGCCUUUAGGUGCGUCGAGAUCGAGCAUUACUGUCUGGAUGACGAAUGGACCUGUCUAAACACGCUCUGCAUCCCUCUCGAGAAGCACUGCGACGGGCAUAUGAAUUGUUACGACCAUUCUGACGAGCACAAUUGCAACUGCGAUCUGAAGACGCAUUUUCAGUGCGGUAACGAGACUUCCUGCCUUCCACUGGAAAAGAGAUGCGACGGCAAGAUAGAUUGCUGGGACGCGGCCGACGAGAUUAAUUGCACCUUAGGUCUUAAUCUCGGUGGGUCGUGUCCAUCGGAAAACGAGUUCACGUGCAGCAACGGCCAGUGCAUAUUGAGAGCUCGCUUCUGCGAUAGCCUGCCAGACUGUCUCGAUGGAUCUGACGAACCUCACGGGUGCCAAGGACGGUGCAAUAAGCACGAAUUUACGUGCCAAAACAAUAGAUGCAUUACGAAGGGAAUGAAGUGCAACGGUGUGGACGAUUGCGGCGAUGGGUCCGACGAGAGGCACUGUAAGGAUCGAUUUUCUUAGCUUUACGUUUGCGUCUGUCGACUUUCUCUCAUCGCACUUACACGUCACGUUACAGUAUUUUUAUUACGAAUUAAUGUAAUUAAAUGUUGUACAUAACUGUGCUGUAUAGAUAUACAGUGGUACGGAAUAAACAAUUUAUAAAUAGAAUACUUAA